Rosa rugosa (rugosa rose) is the source of this 841-nucleotide messenger RNA. RefSeq names its product high mobility group B protein 1-like. The transcript has 8 exons. The record is from RefSeq and is a predicted model, not a curated record. Bases 189 to 695 code for a protein of 168 amino acids. Lineage: Eukaryota; Viridiplantae; Streptophyta; Magnoliopsida; Rosales; Rosaceae.
ACCUCCCACAAAUAUCUCCUUUGCCUCUAUCCCCUCUCUACUGGACCUGAUCACCUCCCACACAAAUAUCUUUACCUUUCGCCUUUGUCUUUGCUUUAACUUGCUUUACUCUACUUCUCUUCUCUACUCUUCUCUUCUGCUUUCCCUUCUCUGCAAAACAAGAGUAAUCAGUCUAUUAAGAAACAAUAAUGAAGGCUGCCAAAGGCAAAGGAACUUUGAAGAAGGACAAGAAAGAAGUAUUGAAGCCUGUUGACGACAGAAAGGUGGGAAAGCGAAAGGCAGUGGCUGAGGUUAACAAGAGCAGCGGAAAAUUGGCCAAGAACUCAAAAUCGGCCAAAAAGGACCCUAACAAACCAAAGAAGCCUGCUAGUGCUUUUUUUGUUUUUCUUGAAGAGUUCAGAAUAACUUACAAGCAAGAGCACCCGAAUGUGAAAGCUGUGUCAGCUGUGGGGAAAGCUGGCGGAGCAAAGUGGAAAUCUAUGUCUGCCGCGGAGAAAGCUCCAUAUGAAGCUAAAGCAGCUAAAAGGAAAACGGAGUAUGAAAAACUUAUGAAUGCCUACAACACUAAACAGGAGGAUACGGAUGGUGAUGAUGAUGAAGAACCUGAAAAACCAAAAGCCAGCGUGACCCAUGAAGAUGAGGAGAGUGGGGAGGAAGAUGAUGAAGAUGACGAUGAUGAGGAUGAUGAAGAUUGAAGCUAGCUGCUGUAGUGCUGUGUCCCAUUAAUAUCAAGCCCAAUAGUUGGGACUUUGUAAUCUAUUGUCACACCUUUUCACUUAUCACAUCUUUCACUGAUGUUAAAUAUGGUUUUUAAUUUGAGAGGAAAGCAUUAAGAAUGUAA